AUGACAAGAUUGAUGCUCAUUUUUGUCCUCCUCAAUACACUUCUUGUUCUAUUCGGCAUCAUCCUAGUUUUCCACGACUUCGAACUGGUCGCAAGCAGUAUGGCAUUACCCGUAAACUUGUUCGCUGGUAUUGUGGAAGAGCUGACCUUGAAAGACGUCAAAUAUAUUCUGAUAGCACUGGGAGUUGCUUUAUUAGUCGUAAUUGUUAUCGGAGGUAUUGGACUGGUGGCGGAAUCGAGGUGGUAUCUAGUAACUUACGGCAUCUUGAUGGGCUUGCUGGCAAUGGCCAAUCUUGGCGGGGGAGUGUACUUGCUGAAUCAAACUGACUCCAUAAAGAAAACCGUUGAUACUUUCAUGGAUGAUUCGUUCCUCGAUCCCAGUAUGACAAUCUUUCAUGAAAUAGAAUCUCGGCUCUUCGGCAUCAUCUUAGUUUUCCACGACUUCGAACUGGUCGCAAGCAGUAUGGCAUUACCCGUGAACUUGUUCGCUGGUAUUGUGGAAGAGCUGACCUUGAAAGACGUCAAAUAUAUUCUGAUAGCACUGGGAGUUGCUUUAUUAGUCGUAAUUGUUAUCGGAGGUAUUGGACUGGUGGCGGAAUCGAGGUGGUAUCUAGUAACUUACGGCAUCUUGAUGGGCUUGCUGGCAAUGGCCAAUCUUGGCGGGGGAGUGUACUUGCUGAAUCAAACUGACUCCAUAAAGAAAACCGUUGAUACUUUCAUGGAUGAUUCGUUCCUCGAUCCCAGUAUGACAAUCUUUCAUGAAAUAGAAUCUCGGUUUAAGUGUUGCGGUACUUUUGGACCGGAUUUCUACUUGACGUACGAUGGCGAGGACUUCGUUGCACCCUCUUGCUGCGAAGGAGGGAGGUAUUGUUCUAAAUUUACAGCCUACCAGAGGGGAUGCUCUUAUGUGCUUCGCGCUGGUCUUGAGAAGGAGUCCACGAACUGGGGGUUCAUUCUGGUGAUAUUCGCUAUUGUGCAGUUUGUAUCUGCUGGUAUAGGGCUGUACUACGCUGGUGGUGACCGCUGA
Messenger RNA from Arctia plantaginis, 1026 nucleotides. Lineage: Eukaryota; Metazoa; Arthropoda; Insecta; Lepidoptera; Erebidae. The record is from the annotation of a GenBank genome assembly.